GUGACAGACGUGAAAUUUUCAAUUCUAUUAUCAUUUUGUCGUUCGCUACCAAUCGUAUUGCGUUUGUAUAAAUUUUAUAAUUACGUGUGCUCUCCGUCGAACGGAGUUUUAUCAGUUUAAUAGUCACUGUCUGAAGUCGCCUUCUGCGCCAGUGUGUGUAAAGGCACUUUCGACGGAACAAUCUUCUUCGUUGCAGAUUUUAUUCAAGUUUUAAUCGCUUUACAAUAUUUUGAACUCCAGCAUCAUGAAGCUGAUCAUCCUAGCAGCCACCUGCCUCCUGGCCAUCGCCAGUGCCUCAGCAGCUGACACCUGCUAUCAGGACGUCUCCGUGGACUGCGCUCAGGCUUCCAACAGCCUCGAGUUUAGAAGGAAUUCGCUCCCAAGGUGUAACGCAGUCUACGGCGAAUACGGUCGUCAUGGCAACGUGGCAACAGAAUUGCAAGCCUACGCCAACUUACAUCUAGAACGUUCUUACGAAUAUCUGCUCUCGGCUGCGUAUUUUAACAACUAUCAGACCAACCGUAUUGGGUUUAGCAAGCUGUUUAAGAAGCUGUCUGAUGAAGCUUGGGGCAAGACUAUUGAUAUCAUCAAGCAUGUUACGCUGAGGGGUGACACAAUGAACUUUGACCAGCGCAGCACAAUGAAGGUAGACCGUAAGAACUACACGGUUGAACUGCACGAGCUCGAAGCUCUGGCCAAGGCUCUGGACACACAGAAGGAGAUCGCUGAACGCGCCUUCUAUAUCCACAGGGAGGCUACGAGGAACAGCCAGCAUUUGCAUGAUCCUGAGGUUGCCCAAUACCUCGAAGAGGAAUUCAUUGAGGACCAGUCCAAGAAGAUCAGGGAACUCGCCGGCCACACCACAGACCUUAAGAAAUUCAUCACCGCUAACCACGGACAAGACUUGUCUCUGGCCUUGUACCUCUUCGACGAAUAUCUGCAGAAAACUGCUUAAAUAUACAGCAAAAAUAUAUAGUUAUGUAAUUAAAAUUAUAGCUUCUGUUUCACUCUUUUAUUGUAGAAAAACAUCUUUGGAAAAAUAGGCGUUUUGACAGACAUCAUCUUAUGUCAAUCUGUCAAAUGUUUUCAAUAGAUUUACAAUCUUAUCACAAUAGUGGAAGAUUCGGUUAAAAAUUAAUGUGGUAUUAAUAUCUUAUUUGUCUUUUAAAGUUAACUGUAGGACAAAGAUUAUCACAAAUAGUUAUUUUUUUGUAAUAUUUAUGCAAAAAAAUCUGUCAUCUUGAUUAGGCUGUAUAACUUAAAAAUGUCAGCCAUUAGACGCCAUUUUGAAUCGCUUUUUAGAGUGAAGCAUAUUUUUUUACUUCAAGAACAAAAUUAAUUAAAAAAUAUCAGUUUUUUUUUUAUUAAACUUUGUACAAAAUUAGGCUGUUAUAUUGUGAUUAUAUUUCCAAUUAAGUUAACCCCAUUUAUAUUAUAAGCGAUAUAAUAUUGUAUAAACAAUAUGUAGAUGUAUCCAGUUAAUUUCCAAUAAAACUUUUGAUUUAAAUACA
This is a messenger RNA of Helicoverpa armigera (cotton bollworm), 1511 nucleotides long. RefSeq names its product ferritin light chain (gene Fer2LCH). Gene Ontology annotation, biological process: intracellular iron ion homeostasis; iron ion transport. The coding region runs from base 245 to 955 and encodes 236 amino acids. The record is from RefSeq and is a predicted model, not a curated record. Gene Ontology annotation, molecular function: ferrous iron binding; ferric iron binding. The transcript has 6 exons. Lineage: Eukaryota; Metazoa; Arthropoda; Insecta; Lepidoptera; Noctuidae. Gene Ontology annotation, cellular component: cytoplasm.